Molecule: messenger RNA, 1821 nt
Organism: Maniola jurtina (meadow brown)
Lineage: Eukaryota; Metazoa; Arthropoda; Insecta; Lepidoptera; Nymphalidae
Product: transmembrane protein 147
Exons: 5
Coding region: 105-785 (226 amino acids)
Source: RefSeq, a predicted model, not a curated record
UUUGACAUUUUGUGAUGUGACAUCCAAGAAUUUUGUGGAGAAAAAGAAGAAAAUAAUUAAAAUCAUUUUAAAAUUACUUAAAAACUCUAUAGUUAUAAAUAAAAAUGACCCUCUAUCAUUUCGGAAAUUGUCUGGCAUUGGUUUAUGCGCCCUAUCAUAUGGCUUACAAGUUUUCAGGGAUAUCGGAAUAUGCAACGUUCUCAAAAUGCGUAUAUGCCGGCGGGCUAUAUAUUUUCACACAGUUAUGCAAAAUGCUGUUGCUAGCCACAUUCUUUCCUGAUUCCGAUAAUAUUCAUAGUGGAGGAGAUAACAAUGUGUUUUUAGAAAUUCUUAAAGCAACAGUAGACUUAGCAGAUCUUUUAGGGAUUUACAUUGCACUGAAUUCAAUUCCCGGUAAGGGGCAUGCGAAGAUCCUUACUGCAGCCAUAGGCUGGGCGAGUGCUGAGGUGCUAGUAUCUCGUAGCGUGCUGCUGUGGGUGGGCGCGCGCGGCUCGGAGUUCGACUGGCGCUACGUGCGCGCUUGUGCGGAGUCCAAUGUGGCUCUGUUGCAGCACGCGGCGACUGCAGCGCUCGUGUGGCUGUGCGCGCGCAGCGACCUGCCGCGCCACCUGCUGCCGCGGGCUGCAGGGCUGUUGCUGCUGGUCCCCUACAGAGCACUAUUGGAGGACGCAAUAGCGCACGCGUUGGGGCUAAGCGCGUGGGCGCUGCUGUGGAUGCGCGCCGCGCACGCCGCGGGAGUCGGCCUGGCCGCGCUGGCGCUGUACGCCGCCCACCAGCAGCAGUGAGCUGAGCAGCAAUAGUGAUCAUUGAUCGGUGAAGAGCAACAGUGAUCACUGAGUAGCAGUAGCAACAAUGAUCAGUAAGCAGCAAAAGUGAUCAGGGAGCAGCAAUAGUGAUCACUGAUUUGUGAGGAGCAACAGUGAUCACUGAUGAGUGAGUAGCAACAGUGAUCAGGGAGCAGCAACAGUGAUCAGUGAGAAGCAACAGUAAUCAGCGAGCAGGAACAGUGACCAUAGAUCAGUGAGGAGCAGCAGUGACCACUGAGCAGCAACAGUGAUCAUUGAUCAGUGAGGAGCGCCAGUGAUCAGUGACCUUGCACUACCAUACUCACAUUUCUUGUUCUGAACAAUCUCUAUCAUUCUACCAAGUUCCUGUUUUUAAACUCUGUGUGACACUCUUCAUUGUUGGAAAUUGGGUUCUAUUCCAAUAAUCACAUAAAAGUAGGAGUUAGUAUAAUUUUGUGGUGGGGUUAUAAUUGAGUUGAGUUAUAGUAUAUUGAAGGAUCUGACCUUCCAUAUAUAACUGAACUAAGUUUGCAAUUUGGACUCUAAGGUUUAACAAUUACAUAAUUAUUUAUUUAUCACAGUUAUUAGUGAUAGUAUUUGAAGAUAUCUAGAACAACGUCAACUACAAAAAUAUUGCAUUAAGAGCAACACCCUCCUUUUCUAAAAGUUAGCUAAUAAAAGGCUGUGCAAAAUAUAAAAAUGGUUUGCACUAUGUGAACAUAUUAUUGAACAAAAUUUAAAACUAUAUUAUAAUAGGUAAUUAAAUAUGUAAUAGGAAAAUAAGGCUAUUUUUAAGAAUUUUCGUUUCUGAUCAACUCUUAAAUGUAAAGUUAAAAAAUUGUAUCUACUAAGGGCUGAUUUCUCAAUCGUCAAAUAAAUUUUAUCUAAGGAAUAAAGACAUUUGACAGUUUUUGUAUAGAAAAUCUGUCAAACGUCUUUAUCCCUCAUAUAAAAGUUAUUUGAUGAUUGAAAAAUCGGCCCUUGGUGAUUAUUUUUAAGCACAUAUGUAGUAAAUUACUUUAAACUUUAAAAACUG